Molecule: messenger RNA, 3621 nt
Organism: Coregonus sp. 'balchen'
Lineage: Eukaryota; Metazoa; Chordata; Actinopteri; Salmoniformes; Salmonidae
Source: the annotation of a GenBank genome assembly
AUGCUUAUAGUCUCCUCCAUCUCCUCUCCUCCAGUUUCACAGGAAACCUGCCUCCUGGACCAGGUGCUGGAGCUUAUUAUGAAUGAGAAGUCCGCCAACACCGCCAGCCUUUUCCUGAACGAGGACGCCGACAAGCCCACCCUCCCUGAACGAGGCCUCUGGCGGCGGCUAAGUAGGGCCAUGCAGAAGAGAUCGGCCAGUGGCAAAGACACGAUGAGCUCCAUCACUAAGGAGAGCGUCAAGGGCUUCCUGAGACGCAACCUCUUUGUCCUCCUCACCAUCGCAGCAGUGGCUCUGGGCAAGUGGACAAAAUACUUUGUUACUGUCUUAUUGGGGUUAGGAUUAAGGGUUAAGGGUUAGGGCUAAGGUUAUGGUGAUGGGGAUUUUUUAGUGGACUAUGAGAUAAAACUGAGUUAAUCACGAACAUAUAGUUAGAAUUCUCUGUUGCUAGGCAAGAACUUAAUUGGUUCAUUUCACUGUGUGUGAAGUGGGGAUCUGACCUAGGGUCGAAUUGCUCGCUCUUACCUAAUCCAUGGCUGUCCUACCUUAUCAGAGACUGAAACCAGACUGUUACCUUAUUCAUUUAUCCUCAAACAAAGUACAAAGAGCGACGCCAGAGUUGAACAGAGUUUAGACUAAUCAUGAGUAAUUACAGCAUGACAGGAGGGAGGAGUGGGGUUUUGUGUACGUUUGAGAGAUUGAGUGUGGACCUGUCAUGUCCAACAAUCAAUCUUUAGGUCAAGCCAGGGAGAGCCGGUGUUUAACAGUUUAAAACUGAACAUGAUUAUUUGUGAAUGACAAGGGUUGAUUGAUUGUAAUAAUAUUGUUUCUAAAUUGAAGAGAAGUCAAAUGUAGCCGCUAUCAUAGACUAAGGAAGUGGGCGGAGCAGUAGAGAGUGGGAAACUGAAGAUAAUGGUGGGGGAACUACAGAGGGAGGGGCUCUAAACUAGGAUGUGUGUGAAUGUGACUAUAUAAAUGGAGAGCUGAGAGGGAGACGGGAGGUGGUCUGCAGACCAUCUCGGCUCACGUUACUCUGUGUAAUAAAGUCUAUCUUAAUUCUACAAAAACUCUGGAAGAACUUUGAUUUUUAAUGAAGUAUAGUGAUACUUUUCCACAUCAAUGGUUAGUUUGUUGAUUGUUUGUUUAUAGUUAAUACAAUGUUAAUAAAAAAAAACAAUAGUAAUUGCAGUGUUAUUACACAGGUAUAUGAGCUGUAGCCCCCAAGUGUAGACUCCUGUGUCAAGAAGACUUGAAAUACAUACAGUAUUCUUCAUCAAUGCUCCAGCCUUUAUAUCAUGUCUCCUGUGUGUGUCCAGGUGUCAUGCUGGGUUUCGCCCUGCGGCCCCACAACCUGACCCUCAGGGAGAUCAAGUACUUUGCCUUCCCUGGAGAGCUGCUGAUGAGGAUGCUGCAGAUGCUGGUUCUGCCUCUCAUCAUCUCCAGCCUGGUCACAGGUAGCUGGUCACAGGACUUCUGCUUUCUUAGCAUCAUUAUAAUGAUUUGCAUUUACAGUAUGUAUUGCUUUUGUCAAACUCAAAAUGAUUUACAUUUCAUGGAGAUCUCUCACCCCUUCUGCAUGUUAUUACUCUACAUUUUCCAUACGUCUUGCUAUUUUGAGUUUCAAAGUUAGUUGGUACAGUAGUAGUCUUGUGGAAGUACCUAGAGGAUUCAGGAGAAAAUUAUUAACUUUGUCUUGUCUUGCAGGUAUUUCCUCUCUGGACAGCAAAGUGUCUGGGAAGAUGGGAAUGCGGGCUGUGGUUUAUUACAUGGUGACCACCCUCAUCGCUGUCUUCAUUGGCAUGGUCAUUGUGAUUGUCAUCAAACCAGGGAAAGGCCAUAGGGACAGCCCAGUGGCCUCUAGCGGUACCAUAGAGCCGGUACAAGCAGCUGACGCUUUCCUGGAUCUCAUUAGGUGAGUAACUACUGUAGGAUCCCAAUGACAGUAAGUCAAUAGAAGAUAUUAAUAAUUGAUUGUCCUUUAUUCACUGUGAUAAUAGUUCAGCAUUGUUUAUCUUUCAGGAACAUGUUCCCACCUAAUUUGGUGGAAGCCUGUUUCAAGCAGGUAAGGGAAUUCACUUGCCAAUUGAUCAAGCUGCUAUUCUUCAAUACACUGUGUUAAAAUGCUUACUCACCAAAUAAAUUGUUUAGGACUGAUACUCUUUCCUUGUACAAUACAUACAUGUAUUCAAUGCAUGCACUGUUUUGCCCAGUACAAAACAGUCUACAAGAAGACCAUCUACACCAAGAACGUGACCGUUUCCCUCAACCUGACUGACUCCCUAAACGCUACAGAGGCUGCCUUGGCUGCUAACAUGAGCAGAGUGCUGCAGACCAUCCAAGUGGGUGAUACACAUCGGUGGUGGUGGGGUGACUUACCCCAAUGUAAAGUCCUUUGGGGGAAAAAGUGCUACAGUUACUUUGGAUAAGUAUAAAUGUAAAUGUGAUGUGAGUGGUUGUUCUCCUCGUGCUCCAGGAGACAGUGGUGGAGACGAUCCCAGUGUCUGGUUCCUCUAACGGGGUGAACGCCCUGGGUCUGGUAGUGUUCUCCAUGUGCUUCGGCCUGGUCAUUGGCACCAUGAAGCAGCAGGGACAGGCUCUCAGGGACUUAUUCAACUGCCUCAAUGAAGCCAUCAUGCGCCUGGUGGCCAUCAUCAUCUGGUUAGUAGUCAGAUUAGUGGUUACAAAGUAACGCGUUAAUGUACUCGUAUGUGCCUUUACCAUUAUUUCGAACAUACAGUAUAUCUCUCAAAACAGUUGCUUUCGGUGGAAUUGUUGUGUUAGGUAGUGUGGGCUAUCAUACAAAUAUCUCUCUCGUUUAUCUCCUUUCCUCCCUCUCGCUCCGUCAGGUACGCUCCAGUGGGCAUCUUGUUCCUGAUAGCAGGUAAGAUCGUGGAGAUGAAGAACCUGGCCGAGGUGGGAGGUCAGCUGGGGAUGUACACGGUGUCUGUCAUUGUGGGUCUGCUCAUCCACGGCCUCUUCGUCCUGCCCCUGCUCUAUUUCCUGAUCACCAGGAAGAACCCAUACACCUUCAUCGCUGGCCUGCUGCAGGCCCUCAUCACUGCCCUGGGGACAUCCUCUAGGUGGGUGUAGGAACUGAUUCAGGGUCAGAUGUAGCUAAUUCAUUGCCCUGCGGACAUCCUCUAGUUCAGCGUUUCCCAACUCCAGUCCUCCAGGACACCCAACAGCACACAUUUUUGUUUGUGCCCCAGACAAACUCACCUGAUUCCACUCAUUGAGGGCUUGACGAUUAGUUGACAAGUGGAAUCAGGUGUGCUUGUCCGGGGCUACAACAAAAAUGUGUGCUGUUGGAGAUACUCGAGGACUGGAGUUGGGAAACACUGCUAGUUGUUGUUUGGACUAUUAUGAUCUCACAACGUCCUCUAUUCUCUGCCACCCUGCCAUAGCUCUGCCACCCUGCCCAUCACCUUCCGCUGUCUAGAGGAGAACAACCGUGUGGACAAGAGAGUGACACGUUUCAUGCUACCCGUGGGUGCCACCAUCAACAUGGAUGGCACUGCCCUCUACGAGGCUGUGGCAGCCAUCUUCAUUGCCCAGGUCAAUGACAUGGAACUCAGCUUUGGCCAAAUCCUCACCAUCAGGUGUGUGUUAAGAUACCAUUAA